Molecule: messenger RNA, 165 nt
Organism: Morus notabilis
Lineage: Eukaryota; Viridiplantae; Streptophyta; Magnoliopsida; Rosales; Moraceae
Product: low temperature-induced protein lt101.2
Exons: 2
Coding region: 1-165 (54 amino acids)
Cellular component (GO): membrane
Source: RefSeq, a predicted model, not a curated record
AUGGGCUCCGAGACAUUCAUAGAAGUGUUACUUGCUAUCCUUCUUCCACCGGUGGGUGUGUUCCUCCGUUAUGGCUGCGGGGUGGAGUUUUGGAUUUGUUUGUUGCUGACCCUGCUGGGCUACAUUCCAGGAAUUAUAUAUGCCGUUUAUGUAUUAGUUAGAUGA